ACCACGCCCACUGAACUGAGUUGAUUCGCUUAAAUUUGACCUUCCUUAGUGCAAAUUGCGAGUAUAUAAACUAGAUCACGGGGUGUCACAUUUAUCAUUCACAUUUGUGAAACAUACAAACAUGUUCUCCAAAAUCGUAGCCCUUUGCGCCUUCGCGGCUGUGGCCCAGGCCGGUCUCCUGGUUGAGCCGCACUACUCCUCGGCCGCCGCCGUCUCCUCGCAAAGCAUAGUGCGUCACGACCAGGCCCAAGCCGUGGCCCACAAACUGGUGGCUGCCCCCAUCGCCUACCACUCCGCCCCCACUCACGUAGAAUACCACGCCGCUCCCGCUCACGUCGCCUACCACGCCACCCCUGCUGCCGUCGCCUACCACGCCGCGCCCGCUCCUGUUGCGUACCACGCCGCUCCUGCUGCUGUCCACUACACUGCUCCCAUCGCUCAUGAAGAAAUUCCGCACUACUCCUCGGCCGCCGCCGUCUCCUCUCAGAGCAUCGUGCGCCACGACCAGCCCCAGCUGGCCCACAAGCUGGUGGCUGCCCCCGUCGCCUACCAUGCCGCUCCCGCUCACGUCGCCUACCACGCCGCUCCUGCGCAUGUUGAAUACCACUCCGCCCCCGCCCCCGUGACCUACCACUCUGCCCCCGCUCCCAUCGCCUACCACUCUGCCCCCGCUCCCAUCGCCUACCACUCUGCCCCCGCUCCCGUCGCCUACCACGCUGCUCCCGCUGCCGUCCACUACGCCGCUCCCGUCGCCCACGAGGAAAUCUCUCAGCCAGCCAAGUACGAGUACUCCUACUCUGUUGCUGACGGACACACCGGCGACAACAAGUCCCAGCACGAGACCCGUGACGGUGAUGUCGUGAAGGGCUCUUACUCUCUCAAGGAGGCUGACGGAUCCAUCCGCACCGUGGAGUACACCGCUGACCCCCACAACGGUUUCAACGCCGUGGUGCACAACACCGCCCCCACGCACGCCCCCGUCGUCGUCAAGGCCGCUCCCGUCGUCUACUCUGCCCCCACUUACUACCACCAUUAAGUCAAGAAAUGUGUAGAUUAAAAUAUUUAAUAUUACAAAUAUUUAUUAAACUAU
This is a messenger RNA of Cydia strobilella, 1090 nucleotides long. RefSeq names its product cuticle protein 7-like. Gene Ontology annotation, cellular component: extracellular matrix. NCBI's taxonomy places the organism in Eukaryota, Metazoa, Arthropoda, Insecta, Lepidoptera, Tortricidae. The coding region runs from base 122 to 1036 and encodes 304 amino acids. The transcript has 4 exons. The record is from RefSeq and is a predicted model, not a curated record.